Molecule: messenger RNA, 2605 nt
Organism: Alosa sapidissima (American shad)
Lineage: Eukaryota; Metazoa; Chordata; Actinopteri; Clupeiformes; Clupeidae
Gene: trim35-28
Product: tripartite motif containing 35-28
Exons: 6
Coding region: 253-1665 (470 amino acids)
Molecular function (GO): protein binding; zinc ion binding
Source: RefSeq, a predicted model, not a curated record
ACCUGGAAGAAGGAAGUCAGACGUGAAGAGGCAGAUUUUCGAUGAACACUUCUAACGAUAGGUUAUAUUGUAUAAUUUUAUGCAAAUCUGAAUAGGCCAGUACAGGGUGUCUGAGUAUUUGUAGGACGAAAACUAGUCGAAAACAGAACUAAAAAAAGUGGUUAGACUCGAUCUAGUGAAAGCGAAAGUAAACUGGAGUGGAUCACGUUACUGUCGAGACAAGUAGAAUAAAAGUAGGCUACAUUUAUAACCAUGGCUGAUCCAGAUGACAUUACCGAUAGACCGUCUGCGCUGGAAGAAGAUUUGACCUGCCCUAUAUGUAGAAGUCUGUUCCAGAACCCAGUACUGUUGUCCUGUACGCAUAGUUUCUGUAAAGACUGUUUGGACCAGGCCUGGAAGGGUAAAACGAGGAAGGAGUGUCCGGUAUGUAGGACCAACUGUAUUGCGGAGCCCAUCAUUAACCGCGCUUUGAAGGCUGCCUGCGAGAGCUUCCAGAAAGGAUGUCGUGUGCCGGGGCUUGGGAAGCUGGUGUGUGGUAUGCACAAUCGCGAGUUUGUGCUCUUUUGCGUAAAAGACGAAGCACCUGUGUGCGUAGAGUGUCUAAACCUUCACCCGGGGCACGACCUUCUUCCGCUGGACCAGGGUGUCCCUGUUUGUAAGGGCGAGUUGAACGUAAAAGUUAGCAUCUUGGAGGAAAAGGUGGAAUCUUUCAAAAGGAUGAAAAAGCGAUAUUUGGAUACAAUUGCAUUCAUACAGAACCAAUCAGAGACUGCUGAGAAGCUGAUCAGGCAGGAGGUUGAGCGCCUUCGUGAGGUCCUGAAGAAGGACGAGGAGGCAAGAGUCCUGGCCCUGAAGAAGGAGGAGGAACAGAAGAAGCAAGCCAUCAAAGAGAAGGUGGCGAUCCUGGACAAAGACCUCAAGGACCUCAAGGACCUUAUUGAUGACACCAGAAAGGAAAUGGGAGGAGAGGACCUGGACUUGCUCCUGAACUUCAACAAACUGAAGCAUAGUGCAAAAUGGACAGACGAGGGCCCACAAAGGGACCAGGCUGAGCUCAUUCACGUGGCCAAGCACACCGGAUCUGUGGGCUACAAGAUCUGGGAGAAGAUGCUGUCCCAAGUGGAGUGCUUGCCCGUGAUCAUGGACCCUAACACCAUCUCGCCCUGGCUGAGCAUCACCCCUGAGUUCAACAGCGUGAAGGAGAACAAGGAGCGACAGGCCUUCCCGGACAACCUGGAGCGCUUCGACCCAUGCGUGUUCGUGCUGGGCUCGGAGGGCUUUGGCGCCGGACGCCACCGCUGGGACGUGUACGUGGGCGACAACCCCAAGUGGAUCCUGGGCGUCUGCAAGGAGUCGGUGGCACGCAAGCGCAAGUUCACCGUCACCACCAACAGCGGCGUGUGGACCAUCGGCCUGAGUAAGGGCGUCUACAGCGCCCUGACCACGCCACGCACCGAGCUGAAGGUGGACCGCCGCCCCGAGACCAUCCGGGUCAAGCUCAACAUGGAUAAGGGCCAGGUGUCCUUCUGGGAUGCGGACAACGGCUGCCACCUCCUCACCUACACCGACAAGUUCCCCAACCGUGUAUACCCUCUGUUCGGGCCCGGCUUGCACAGCACACCCAUGGCCAUCAAGCCCUCCAAGGUCACCAUUCACCAGCAGUAGCCCAUCGCUUCUGCAGCAGAAGCAGACCAACACACGAUUGUCAAUGAUGAGUAAAUGGAAAUGUGUCUCUGGGUGGCUAAUGAAACUGCUUUGUGCCUUAAAUCACUUUCUUUGAUAUUUUAGUAUUUUCAUAGUUCAUCUUGUCUUUUUUUUGGAGAAGGGUUUUUGUCUUAAAAAGCUGAAGGAAUGGAGUGUUAUUGCUGAAGAUGGCACUCCAGUUCCUCUGGGCUGGAUUGUACGUGCUUUACUGUUGAUAAUCUGUAAAUUAGCCACUGGGGGUCAGAGUGGCUGCGCUGAUAUGAGCUAGUCACAGCAUCUUUCUGUUUUAAACAUUCAUUUACAGAGAAAUCACCUUUUUUUUUGUUGCUGAUAUGUGUCAGGCUGUCAUUAAAGACUUGCACAGUGUCUCAUAAUGUGGCAUACAGGCUUGUGAUGGAUAUUACUGUGGAAGCAUGGUAUGCUAUUGCAGAAUUCAUCAUCAGCAUCACCUUAAAAAAGUGAACAAUGAAUAAAUAUGAACGAAUAUUAAUCAGAAAAAUGAUUAUUGUAACAAGUUAUUGCAGUACAUGCAAGAUGAAAGUGAGUUAUUGUUAUUAUGUUAUAGAUUAUUACAAAUUCUAGAUAUUACCUUUUAGAAUGUUUUGAAAGCAUCUAUUAUAUUAAUGAAUAAUAUUGAUCAUACAUAUGCUGUUUUAGCCUUAUAAAAGCAAGGUAAACAAAAAUCUAUUUUGAGUAUAGUAACCAUGGUUUGUGCUACUCUAGGAAAUUCCAAAUAAGAAAUGCGCUGCUGUGUGGCGGGUUGUUAUGUCAUAUUGGGCUCGGUUGAGGUUGAAAUUGAGUCAUGUUCAGUAGAUGUGUGAAACCCUGUAAAUCUCGGGUUGCAGAAAUGUAAUGCUUGUGUUUGAAGUAUAUAGAUAAGUUUAUAAAUAAGCUUUUGUUA